AUGCGGCUUACAACUGCUCAUCAACUUGAAGAAAAAGAUGUGCCUCUCCUCAUCCUCUCCUCAUCCGACGACCCACUCGACGACCCACUCGACGACCCGCCCGACGACCCACUCGACGACCCGCCCGACGACCCACUCGACGACCCGCCCGACGACCCGCCCGACGACCCGCCCGACGACCCACUCGACGACCCGCCCGACGACCCACUCGACGACCCGCCCGACGACCCGCCCGACGACCCGCCCGACGACCCACCUGACGACUCACUCGACGACCCACCCGACGACCCACCCGACGACCCACCCGACGACCCAAUCGACGACCCAUUCGACGACUCACUCGACGACCCACCCGACGACCCACCCGACGACCCACUCGACGACCCACCCGACAACCCCCCCUCCCACUCGACGACCCACCCGACGACCCUCCCCACCCGACGACCCACCCAACGAACCCACUCCCCCCCCCCCCCCCCCAUCCCGGCUCGUAGAAGAGAUGCUACAGGUCUUCGAGGCGGCAGAAACCUUUAG
Penaeus chinensis is the source of this 534-nucleotide messenger RNA. Its product is annotated as putative surface-exposed virulence protein BigA. The transcript has a single exon. NCBI's taxonomy places the organism in Eukaryota, Metazoa, Arthropoda, Malacostraca, Decapoda, Penaeidae. The record is from RefSeq and is a predicted model, not a curated record. The coding region runs from base 1 to 534 and encodes 177 amino acids.